UGUGUGUGGGGGGGGGGGCUGGAGGUGGGAUCCCGGCCCCGCGGGGUUACGACGUCUCCGGGCGCACCACCGGCCCGCCUCGCCCGCCGCGUCGGGGAGGUGGAGCCAGAGCGCGCGCGAUAGGACCCGAAAGAUGGUGAACUAUGCCUGGGCAGGGCGAAGCCAGAGGAAACUCUGGUGGAGGCCCGCAGCGGUCCUGACGUGCACACCAGCACUUCUUAUUUACCAGCCUCAAUGACAUGAUCACAUUUAUAGUGAGGACGCCAAAUCCGCGCGAGAGCGAGCACGCGCACACACAAUAAAGCGUGCAAGAAACCGCUGCUUUUCCUUCGGCUUGCUCUUCGCGUGCGCGAGCGCGUGUGUGUGUGCGAGCGUAUGUGAGUGAGUGUGAGUGUGUGUGUGUGUGCGCAGCAGCGAGCGGACGUGUCGUAAUGAUAUAAAACUGAAAGGAAGGAAGGAUUUUUUUUUCCACGCGCGCACACACAGAAAGGCUGCUUGUCGCUUUCCUGCCGCUGGAGUACGAAUAGUUUCUCUCCUCUUUUCGGACGAUCGUGGAUUGUGCCCCACUUUUGUCCCCCGCCCCAGGAAGGGUCGAAGGACGCGAAGGAAGCGCCGUCUGGAAUUGUUUUUUUUUUUGUUUUUUUUUUUCUUCACCUGGAAGAGAAUCUCCAUCGGUUUCCUGAAUAGAGAAGCAACAGAGGGAUUAAAACAUUCCUGGCCGGGUUACAUUGUGCGCUGUGCUAAGAAAGGCGGCUAUAAAUAGCCCCUUGCGCGAUUCCAGUAAACUAUCACAAGUGCUGCAUGGGAUCGUGAAGAAUCACACGCGUGUAGAAAUCACACUCGCGUGGGUUUGUUUGGGUGUUUUUUUUUUUUUCCUCGAUUCGAGAAGUUUUUUUUUUUUUUUUUGUGCGUGCCGUCGUCGGCGCCUUCGCAACCAUGGAUUAUUAUUCCGAUUAUCAUUACGAUGUUCGUCUCAGGUUGAUUUUUUCCAAACGGCGUGGAUGUGUCCGCCUGACCUGGAUUGGAAUCGUGUUUUGAUCCCCCCCACCCCUUCCCACCCCCUGCGUGGAUUAUUUUCAAAUCGACCAUGGGCUCAUCGUGCACUUCUUCGCUGUGAAUACGCCCCAUUAUUUGCUUCUCUUAUUCAUCUGGACCUCUUGUGAGGUUUUUAGCCUUGCUUACACCCCCUUACACCCCCCCCCUUCUCCUCCUCGCCGUGUGUUUGUGUGGAGUGGACCCCCACUUCAGGGACGGGACCCCCACUCUUGUGUGUCAGCCCCUUUGGGGUGUUGAUGUUGGGAUUUCGACAUGCCUAACGCCGAGGAGCCAAAGCUGGGAGCAUUAUGACGACAACGACGAAUUGGGUGGCGAACGGGGCAAGCCUCGAGGACUGCCACUCCAACAUCUUCUCCCUGGCGGAUUUGACGGGCAUCAAAUGGCGCUGCUACAACUUCCGUGGCAGUGGCGAAUACGGUCCGGUGAUCUCGGCGCCCGCACAGGACGACCCGGUCCUGCGCAGCUUCAUGCGCUGCGUGCAGGCCAACCUGCUGUGCGUGUGGCGCCGCAAGAUCAAGCCAGACGCCAAGGAGCUGUGGAUUUUCUGGUGGGGUGACGAGCCCAACCUGUCGGAUGUCAUCCAUCACGAGCUGGAAGGUGAGCAGGAACACGAGGAGGAGGAGGAGACAAAAGUUGCUGUCCUCUUCCUCGCCAUCUUACUGCACUUUGCUCAAGUGUCUAGACAGCAUGAGAUUUGUUCGGAAUGA
Molecule: messenger RNA, 1763 nt
Organism: Hippocampus comes (tiger tail seahorse)
Lineage: Eukaryota; Metazoa; Chordata; Actinopteri; Syngnathiformes; Syngnathidae
Product: mediator of RNA polymerase II transcription subunit 13-like
Exons: 2
Coding region: 1344-1763 (139 amino acids)
Source: RefSeq, a predicted model, not a curated record